AUGAUGCUCAGAUGGUGGUGCGGAGAACAUCAAGUUGCUUGCCCAAUUUGUUUGCAGGUUAGCAAUGAUUGCCAAGGGUUUCUUAGACCAGCUUCCAUUUUUUGGUAUAAUUCUCUCAUAUGGUGUGCAAUUGAUUGUUUCCACGAGCCUAUUGUAGAUGCAUCUCAUAAAUAUGAAAUUCCAAACAAUUAUUUACUUAUCCAUGUAGGCCUAGAGCCUCCUCAGAUAACUUUUGGGUACACUGUUGAUUGCGUUGAUAUUAAGAAGCAACCCGCCUUUGACCAUCCUUUACUACGGAAUCAUAAGUUACAGCGUAAGCCAAGCUUUCAAAAUAUAAUGGGAAAAGCUGAUGAGAGAAAUUCAAGCGCUAAACUUAUUGGAUUUGGGCUUGAGAAAAAUCAAUGUCCAGUUGGAACUGUUCCCAUUCGGAGGACAACAAAAGAAGAACUCAUCCGAGGAAAAUCACUAUUUAACUAUCCCAAUUUGACAUCAGGACAACUAGGAACUCAUAUUGCAGAAGUAACUUAUGGACCAUUCGGAUUUAGACGUUUUUAUGGAGCUAGUGGAAUGGUUAGCGUAUGGAAUCCAAGAGUUAACCAAGAUCAAACAAGCGCCUCUCAUAUGUGGGUUCAAAAUGGAUAUGGAGAUGGUACCAAUAAAAUCACUGUUGGGUGGCAUUCAGACAAUUUCAAGAAGACUGGAUGCUACAAUCUUCAUUGUCCAGGUUUUGUUCAGAUAAACAGAGAACAUGAU
Molecule: messenger RNA, 753 nt
Organism: Lotus japonicus
Lineage: Eukaryota; Viridiplantae; Streptophyta; Magnoliopsida; Fabales; Fabaceae
Exons: 6
Source: RefSeq, a predicted model, not a curated record